GCCCCGGAUAGCUUCCAUGGCGCUACCGGACCGAGUUCUGCCGUGAGGGAUAUCGCUUCAGAUGAGUGCGGAUUUAUGGCGUCUCGAGCCCUCCUGCUCUGCGUUCUGUUUGCAGUAGGAUCGCCGACGGCAGGCAGCCAGGCGGGCGGGCCGGCGCUGACUUUCGCUGCGGAGCCGCCGCCGGAGGUGGUGGUUCCGCGGGGGCGGCCCGCCAACCUCACCUGCUCCGCGCCCGGCCGCAACGUCUCCUGGCUGCGCGAUGGCGCGCCCCUCGACCUGGCCGGGGACUCGCGCCGCCUGCUGCUGCCCGACGGCACGCUGCUCAUCAAGAAGGCGGUGUCCAAGAAGCACGGCGCCGGCGGCGUGAACGCCUCCGACCAGGGCGAGUACCGCUGCGUGGCGCGCGACGACCAGGGAACCAUCAUGUCGCGAGCCUGCAGGCUCAGGAUAGCAGCCAUAGCCCAGGAGUUCAGCAAGUCACCAAUGAACAAUACAGUGUAUGAGGAUGACGUCGUGCGGUUUAUGUGCCAAAUUGACUCUGUUCCGAAAGCAGUUAUUUCGUGGGAAAAAGAUGGAGAACCUCUACCUCAGGAUAGCAGGUAUUUAAUAAUAGAGCCAGGACUUCUGUACCUGUCCAGAAUAAAGUUUUCUGAUGCUGGCACGUACAGGUGCAAGGCCACGAACCCGGUGAUGAAGAAGGUGCGGACGAGCCCCGGGGCAGCGCUGAGCGUGGCUCCGUGGACCGCCGCCGCGCCGCGCUCGCCAGAGUUCCUGUCCCACGGGGAGCCCGUGUCCGUGCUGCGAGGCGCGGACGCGGCGCUGCACUGCGUCGCGAGCGGCUACCCCCCGCCCCUCGUCUCCUGGUCGUACAAGGGCCCGCCCGCCAGCCCCCUGCCCGGGGAGGGGCGGGUCACCAGCGUCCUGCGGCUGGGGAACAUCACCGUCAACCAGUCCGGGGUGUACGUGUGCAACGCCACAAGCGCGAGGCCGGACGGCGGCGUGGACUGGGCCGCCCAGGAGACGUCGGUGGACGUGCUCAUUCCCCCGAGGCUGACGUCGGCGCCCGUGUCCUUGGUCCUGCCGGCCGCCAAGACGGCCCGGUUCAACUGCACCGCCGAGGGGCACCCGCCACCCACAAUCCUUUGGUGGAAGGACGGUCAGCGGCUGCGAAUCAACGGCCGCGUCAAGCAGCAGGCCAAGCAGCUGGUGCUGUCGACCACGGUGACGGCGGACACGGGCGUGUACCAGUGCGUGGCGAGCAGCAAGGCAGGGGAGGCCUGGGCGGCGGCCCGCCUGCUGGUCAACGCCUCCCGCUUCCAGCCCCCGCCCCCCACCGGCCUCUCCUGCCGGACCCUCUCCUCCGGCGAGGUGCUGCUGUCCGUGGACGGGGUGGAACCCCAGCCCAACUUCAAGGCCUACACCUUCCACUUCGAGCCCACAGCGGGCGGACCGAUGAAAGAAACCGUGACAUCGAACAAAACGGUGAUUGUAGACAAGUUGCAGCCUUUCACCAACUACACGUUUUCUGCGCGUGUGUACACCACUUUUGCCAGCGAUCUCUCCAAGAAAGUCACGUGCAUGACAGGAGAAGGAGUUCCUCUGAAGUCCCCGAAGCCGCGCCUGCUGCCGAAGAGCCCCAGCACCCUGCUGGUGUCUUGGUCCCCUCUUCCCCCGAGCGUGGCCCAGGGCGUCGUGACGCAGUACAAGAUCCAGUGGCGGCUGAAGGACCACCCGUCGGUGCCCACCGAGUUCCUGAGCGGCAACAGCCUCGAGUACCUCAUCUCGGGCUUGCUGCCCGGUAACGAGUACGAUGUACGAGUGUUGGCGGCGACGAGCGAAGGCUGGUCCGAUGUUCCUGACGAGCAGAUGUCGUGGUCCAGCGUCCAGAUGCCGAGCAGCCAAAAAAAUGUUCCUUUAGCACCUGUAGUUCAUUUGACAGUUCUGUCUCCUACGUCCAUUGAGGUGACCUGGAAGUUGCCUCCCGCCAACAAGUACAAACCUACCCGGUACUCCCUGUAUUACCGCAAACGAAACGACGCCCAGGUGGGGCCUGUCAAGCUGCCGGCCACCACCACUCAGUACCUGCUGCAGGACUUAGACCCGGAGACGUGGUACGAGGUGCUGGUGCUGGGCACCGCCGACGAGGGGGAGGGGGAGGCGGGCGUGCAGUCCAUCGUCACGCUGUCCUCGUCGCGCCGGCCGGCGGGCGGCGGCGGCGACUCGGGCCUCUUCCUGGGACGCCUGCUUCCCCCCACGGGGCUGGUGGCCGGGCCGGCGUCGCCCACCGCCAUCGGCCUGGCCUGGACGCCGGCCGUGGACGCCAGCUACUUCACCGUGUGCUACGGCCGGGUGCAGGCCGCCCCGCCCGCCAACCAGUCCCCCUGCAGCUACGUGCGCAGCACGAGUAACGGGGUGCAAGUGAGUGAUCUGAAGCCACACACGCUGUACGAGUUCAAGGUGCGAACCCAUGACCAGAGUGAUCGAUACGGCCCCUACAGCAACACGGUCGAGUGCAGGACUUUGGAAGAUGUGCCAGGGAUGGUGUACAACGUGCAGUGGAAGCCGAUAAACCAGAAGACCGUGCGCGUGUUGUGGCGGGAGCCCAAGUCCACCAACGGGGUCAUCAGGAAGUACGAGGUGGCAGUGAGCAACAACACGGCGCUGACCGUCGACAAGUGGCGGCUGCUGGAGGUCCCUGGAGGGCGUACCAGCGUGGAGGUGUCGGAGCUGUCUGCCAACACCUGGUACCACCUGAUGGUGCGGGCGGUCACGGGCGCAGGCGGGGGUCUCUACAGUCCCGUCGUCAGCCUGCACAUCCCCAUGGGGGAGAUCACUGGAACCAACACCCCGGGCGGUCCCGCGUCUCCGCCCGAGGCGUCGUCGCAGCGGAUCGUUGUUGUGGCAGGGGUGGUGGUGGCGGUGAGUUGCGUGACGCUCGCCGUGCUGGGGCUGGUGCUGUACCGGUGCUGCUCCCGCUCGCGUCCCCCGCCCGUCGGAGGGCCCCACGCCAACGGCAACGGCUACUGCCACGGCUGGCAGCGGCGGAGCCGGCCGCUCCGCCCCUCCGAGAGCCCCCGCGAGCUGGAGUGCUUCUCGCCCGGGGCCGCCACCCACAUUCCGCUGGAGGACCACGCCCACCUCGACACCAAGGGCGGCUAUCCGAAUGGCCAUGCUAAUGGACUGAAGCUUCCUUUGUUAAGCAAUGGGCGCGCAAAAUCCGGACAGGCGAUGCUCGAUAGGAGCAGUGUUAACAUCACCGAGAAUCCUCAGUUUCAGAAUGGGGACAGCAUUGAAAAAGUCGAUGCCUGUGGCGAUGGUGCUCAUUCUGAACCAUUGUUGUGUUCCAAAGAUGAGAAAAAGUGCAGGGUGGGGGAAGCGGGCGGACGCCGGGAAGAGUCCUGGAGUCCAGAGCCGGAGGAGAAGGACCUGGACGCGACCCAGGUCACGCUACUGGACCUCACGCAGCCACAUUCUCCCAACAGCAGCAGCAGCAGCAGCAGCAGCAGCCAGGCUGGCCACCGUCGCAACACGUAGCACACAUCCUCUCGCCAGUAAGACAGUUCCAACGCUUAGACGGGGCGCGCCGACGCCACGAGGCUCUCUCGUUGCCCGUGCUUUGGCUGGUAAUACGACAACAUUUGUGUUUUAAAGUACAAAAUAGUUGUUAGAAACGUACCUGUUGUACGUGGGUACAAAAAAAACUCAUUUUAUAUGUAAAAAAAAACAGUUACUUAUAUUAAGUGUUGACUUUUUUUAUAUGAAGUUUUCAUUGUAUACAUAUUUUUUUAAAUAGUUUCUAUUGUGCCCGUCUUAAAUGGGCAUGCUGUUGGUACACUGUAACUGCAUACUAUUAUUGUCAACAGACGAGCUUAUUUUUGCUUCAGUUGGUAAGACUAAGGUGAACUUUACAGACUGCCUAAUCAAACUAUACUAUACCAUGUUCCAUUACCCAAGACUGCAUGAAAUAAUAUUGAUUGUUUUUUUUUUGUGUAUGUAAGUACUUUUAGUUAGCUAUCACUUUGUUUCCUUAGUAUUACCUCACUGACACAACGAAGCUCGUGAUGCUUGAUACAAGAAGGUAUUAUCAGCCAAAUGUUUUAAAACAAUUUUUUUUCUUUUUUGUUUUCUGGAGACAAUUUUUUAAAGUGUUUGCUAAGUUGGUGUGUUUUCCGACUGUGGUUGCUUGUGACACACCGGCUGCUGCGUGAGAACGUCGCAGUGUCGCUCUUGCUAGGACGGUGCUCGUUCAAUCAUUCCCAGCGGCGAGCUCAGGUGAAUUACGAGUAAGAACUGCUGCUUGUUUGGGAUGAAUAACUUUUUUUUUUAAAUUUUAGGAUUUAGAACAUUUGUAUCUACACAGUGAAAGUAUUUUUGUGACUACUUGUUUUCACUUACAUUCAAAAAAUAUUUUAGAAUUUUGUGGAAAUUUUUUAUUGUUUUGUCAUAAUUGUUUAUUUCGAUAAGCAUUGGAACAGUCUUGAAGUACCAUAAGUUGUACUGUAGAGAUACGGUAAUCCCACGACGAGAAAUCUUUUGUGUUUCGGAAGGAUGCGGGUAUACUUUUAAUAUAAAUAUAUUUUUUUGCAAUUAAAUCUGUUGACGAUACAAGUAUUGAAAAUGCACCAAGAUAAUAGAAAAUGGCUUUGGCAGGCACUGCUGAUUUGCGAAAAUAGGAUUGAACCCGAAAUUAGUGUUUGUUUAUUUUUACAUGAGCUGAAAAAUAUGGAAUCAUGUGGCUAAAGUUGCUGUUUAGGAAGCAUUGAUCCAAAGCAGAAAUGGCAGCAUUGUACAUAAAUUAAUGGUACAAGAGUGGUAUGUUAAGGGUAGAUUGUACUAAAAUAUUUUGUUUUAUUUUUAAGCUUUAUUUUGAUAUUUGUGACAGUGUAGUGGAAGCACGUUUAGCACCUUUUAGGCUGAAAACGAGCAGAUGAAGCGACAUUAAGUCAACAUCACGUUAUGGACUGAUGCUCGUAGUGUACGGCUUGCAUCAUCUUAUGAAUGCAUUUAAGAUGAAUUUGAUGUUAAUGUUAAAGAUGUAUACGAAGAGCCCAGCUUCAUGGAUGUUUAGCAAGUUUAGAAGAACGUGUCUGUGUUUGUUUAAGGCCCCCCCCCCCCCCCCCCCCCCCCCCCCUCACCGAGAAAAAUGAAAAACUUUACUGUAUAUGAGCCAUAGAGCAUGAACUGAACACGAAAUGCUUCAGAAGCAUAAUUCUGAAAUUCUUUCUCUGAAAGUAAACUCAUAUACCUAUUUAUAUACUUAAAAAAUAAAUAACUCAAUUCAGUUAAACUAUAGAAUUUGUACCUGAGACAUUUUGACACAUAUAACGAGUAUGAAUUUAAGUGUAAGAAUACCAUUAAUUUUUUUUUUCUCUGUGUAAAUAAUAAUUAAUCUGUUAUUUCCUGAAUGCUUGUAAAUAGGUGUUGUACAACAUGUGUUGGCACAGUUUGAGAUGUAGCUGUAGAUGUGUAUCAAAGUAACGUAAUAGAACAUAGCUCUUGAAAACAGUGUUUAGUCUUGCAGCACAAAGUAUCGUGUAUUUUUGUUACUGUCUUCCAGUUUUUUUAUGUCAUUUUAUGAUAAUGGCACAAUGAAAAAUCUGCAAAAUUGAAAAGCAGUGAAGGCGUAGUGAGUUUAUUUUGAAGCCGUCCUUAAGCCAACAAUUUUUCUGGUGGGUGUUAUUUAAAAAAAUAAAAUAAAACAAAAAAAAACACUUUUGUUCAAGUGCAUAUGAUAACUGUUUUGUCACUGCAGCAACGUUUACGCCGAAAGUUUCCAGGCAAGACAACGUGUCCUGAUUUGCAGAUGCACCAAGAGUUGUAUUGAGUGCCAUCGCAUCGUCAUCCCAGUGCUUGGAUUUUGCACUUAGCACUUGCUCAUUUUCCCUGCUGCAGUUGUUAGCCAGCUCGCAGCAGCCUUAAAACACGUUAACAGGUGUCAGGAUGUAGACUUGCCCAUUAGUUCAGUACUUUGUUCCUGAUAGGAAUCUCGAACUGCCCUAGUACCAAAUCAUGUCUAGCAGUUUAGUAAGAUUCUCAUUUGUGUUUGUGAUUGUCACGCACCGAGACUUUGAGAUGUGUAUAUUUUUCUUUGUGCGUUCAUUUUACAAGGCAUUCUGUGUGCCAGAAUUUCCAGUAGUGUUGCUUGUAGUUUCAAUUCCAAAAGUCUGCCGAAUUGAAAAUAUCAAAUACCGUGUAGUUUUAUACUAACCGUUUGUGGUCCUGAAAAAGGUGUAUUAGUAAUUUUUAAUGUGCAUUCUUUGUAUUAAAAUGAUCACGUACUUAAUACACUGAAAAACUGUCUGCAGUUCAUAUUAUGUAUUACAUUAUUCAGUACAUACACCAGGACUAGUUAGAGUCUAUGUGGUUUUGUGUUAUUCUAAUUUUUAUUGACAUAUUAGUAAGAACACACGUUUACUUAACAUAAAAAAAAGGGUAAAAAGUCAAAAAUUCCUGCAAUAAUAAUUAAAAUCAACUAUUAGUGUUGUAUAAAUUUUUAUUCAUCAAAAUUAUUCUUUAAGUGUAUAUUCAGGCUUUUACAGCCAUUGUCUGAUAAAUUACUUGGUUCUCAUGAUUGAACCCAGUCGAAGCAAUAGUGUGUACCGAUGUUUUGCUCUGCAUUGCCGCAGGCAUUUCUAGGAUUGAGAAUCAACUGAGAGCUGUGAGUAGGUUGGGCUCUAUAAAUACUUUCCAGGGGUCUUUGCCCUUCUCUCGUGAUUGUGAUUGGCUUCUUGAUGAAGACCCCUGGCUCGUCUGUACGUAGAUAGAGGCCUUUAAUCUGUCAGCUUCUAGUUGAUUCUCAACUCUGAAGAUGCCUCCUGUAAUGCAGAGCGAAAUGUUGGCACACACUACCACUGUGACGUGAAUCAAACACGAAAACCAAAAAAGUUUAUAGUAUCUUCAAAAGUUAAUUUUUUUUUAUUGUUCACAGUUGAAAAUGUACAUUGACCAGCUGUAAAAAAAAAAAAAAAAAAACUGGUCUUGUACAAAUUUGAUUUCCUAAUCUCAUGUCAGUAUCACAAAAAUUAGAUGUUUCAGUUUGUGUUGGAACAAAUCCAACGUAAGAGAAAUUUCUAGGCAUGAAAUUUUCAUGUUUGUUAUAGACAUGCCAACUCUGAUUUUGUACUGGAAUUGUAGGCAGUCUUAAGAAAAAUGUCAAAAGAAAAGACGGUAGGAUAAAGAAGGGAGGGAAAUACUUGCGGACUGGCAAAAGCAAGACUGCACAUUUGUAAACUAUUAUUUGCAUAAUUAAUAACCCAGGAAUUCAGGUCAGACAAUUUCAUGGAAUAUUGUUGGCUCUAUUUAAUUUUCUGUGGAUUGCUUAAGGAUCUUGUGAAGGACCAAACUUACAGAAUGAGUCAAGUUUGACCCCCUGAAUUGAUAUCAUCACCAACAUGCAGAAUGAAAAGUUAAUUUAAUACUCAACGUUAUUUUAGAAGAGCCAAUCAAUUUUAUCAUUUGUGAUACAGGAAAUGAAACUGUACUUGUGAACUCCGUGUAGAUAUUACGUAAGAUAAGUAGGAUGAAGCUUACAACCUGACACCCAUUACAUGCUCCCUUGACUUAAAAUUUAAAUUUUUUUUACGAGUUGUAAUAUUAGUAAAUUAGAAUGCUGAUACAAAAAAAAAUACUUAAAAAGAAUAAAAAUAAAAUAAGAUGGGACAAAAUAAAAUAUAAAAGUACUUGGUGCCUUUUUCUAUGGUACAAAAUUUUUGCCUGAUUUUAUGUUGUUGUCCCUGUAUGCCUCAUGGGAAUCACUAGCCAGACACAUGUUACAUUUGCAUUGAGUUACCAUGAAAUGCUGCUGACAUUUGUGUAGAUUGUAAAGCUGUGCUGUUUUUCUCAGACUACAUAUAUGCAUGCCACUUGAAUUGAAGAUACAAAUAAUUCUUAUCAUAAUAAUCUACAUGCAAAAUUUUAUCUCAGUAUGUGAAAAGGUAGUCGAUAAUAUUUUUUUACUUAAUGUUUCUGUAGCAUUUAUAAUCUUAUGGAGAAAAAAAUAAUAAUUCUCACAAAUUAUUUUACAGGAAUACAUUUAAAUAUGGUAUUUGCUUUUUAACUUUCUUGUGUACAGAGUAUUUUGAUGUGCAUGCUGUACAUUUAUACUACAGAAGUAAACUUUUAGAGUUGAAAGUGCUCAUCCAAGAACUACGUCAUAAUUAGUAAUGAAUAAGCUGAAGAUAAGCAAUGCUUUUGUGUUAUCAUGUUAUCACAAAGUAUUUAUUUUGUAUGCUGUCUGUUCCAAUGGCAGAUGUUAGCCGUGCUGAUUAAGAACUCUAAAGUACACAAUGCAUCCAUACAGCACGUAAGUUGCAUACACAUUCCGGUAACGUUGCAGGAAAAUUGCUAUGUUUCAGUUAGUUUUGUUGAUUUUCUGAGAAGUAUUUGAAAAAUUGUGUGGUAUAUGGGCAUUUUGCAGAUAUAUAAUUUUUAAAUAACAGCUUAAACAAGGACUAAAUGUAGUAUGAACAACAUUGAUAUAGGAGCACACAGGAUCAGUUAAUUUUAAAAGGCUAAUAUGAUGUGUUGCUUUGCAACCUCCGAUUUAAAAAAAAAUAUCUUAAACUUCACUGAAAGUAAAGUAUAAUCCUGAUUUAAUGUGGCUGUAACAUUCACACUAUAUACAGAAUGGCCAUCAUAAAUACGUAAAAGCAACCAGUGCAGUGUGUAGCUGGUGGUAUGGCUUGGGUGGUAAACCUGUUUGAAUAUUUUUUUUUGCACUGCCCACAACGGAGAUGGGAUGAUCAUUUAAAAUAAAUAGAGAAUCAGUUUGGAAACACUGCAAAUUUCGGUAUGAUAUUGUAAUAAUUUCUUGAAAUUACAUAACUUUUGUAAACAAAAAUUACUAAAUAGUUAAGUCUCGCAAGAAUAUCUACCAAACUUUUAGUCUCCCUGAAAAUAGUUUUGCAACUGAAAUUCACACAAAUUUAAUUUGAAGUGUAAAAUACACCGGCCCCCUCAAGAGUUGCUGGAAUUUCUUCCAGGAAAUAGAGUGCUAAACAAAUUGGUUUGUUGCCUUUUGAAAUAUGGUUUGUAUUUUAAUUUUUCUUUUUUUUUUUGUGUAAUAACACACAACCAGAUGUUGACACUCCAUGUUGUACCAGGUGCCACUGUAUACCAGGUCACGUUAUAUCAGGUUUCUACUGUUCUUUUUUGUUACUGUAUUCAUCUCUCCGUGUAUCGGCCACCCCCAGGGAAAAGAAAUGUAGGUAUUUUCAUGAUGUAUUGCCUUACGCAGAAUUAGGCAAGUUUUUCCUAGGUGCAUGAUUGUGUUGCUUAAACUAUACAUUUAUAGCGUCACAAUUUUAUUUUUGAGGACCGCACUUUUAAAAAAAAAAUGAACUUCACACGUGCAGUGUAGCUAGCAACCAGCAUCGACCGCCCAUGGAGAGCAGCCUUGCUGCCUUGUUUCUUGAGGUGAUACGCACAUGCAUCCCAUGUGACAGAUGGUAACACUGCUUUCACAUUUUAUGAAACUAGGGUGGUACUGCUGGAGACGUUCAAUAAAGCACGACCUGAGCUGGUCAAGACCUGGCGACAGAGUAUGUUAAGAGUCACAGGUGACACUCCCAUGUUGGAACAAGUUCCUUAUUGGAUUGUCUCUUUCUGGUGUCUCUGUACAUGCACUGACCUCAGUCAGUAAAGGCAGGAAACAAAACCAUCAAAUAAUACGCAAAAAAAAAAAGCAUUUUUAAUAUUUAUUAGUUCCUAUAUUCUGCUGUACUAAUGCAAAUUGCUUAGUUAAAUGUUUAGUGUCUUCUUUUUGUCAAAAUACAUUUUAUAUUUACACACUCAAAAAAAAUUAUUUUUACUGCAAUGCAGAACAGCAUUUUUAUUUGUUUUUUUCCCCUUACCUUACAUAGGCUAGUUAUUUUCUCAAUAGUCUCUCGUUUCGGAGAAGUUUUCUGUUCAUGCUAAAAUAAAAGACAGCCCUAUAUCCUGUGAAAAGCCCACGACCCAAGGGCCCAAAAAUCCUCUCCGGGACCUUGACCAUGUUAUAAUCAUUUACCAUAAUAUGAUGUUUAAGGGCUACGAAAAUAUGCGCAGUAUUAGUUAGCAGCAAAUGUGCGGGUAGCACGUACAAGGCACCAACAUCAUAAAUUCAACAUCCCUGUGAUAAGAAAUUCUUAAGUUCUUCGUUACCUUCGAACAAAAACAGUGAAAUCUUCCAUUUGAGAACCGCCCUCAAGAUUUUCCAAAUUAUAUUUUGAAGAAAAUGUAUGUGGCUGAUGCACGGUUGAAUGAAUACAGAUUUGUUUAACCUCCUGAAGAGCUUCUCACUGAAUAUUUUUUUAGAUACAUGUAUAAAAAAUAUUGUUCAGUGUUUAUUUAGCUAAAUUAAAAUCUUCUGGUAUGAUUUGUAAAGAAUGGUUUAGCAUUUUGUUACUGCAUGAAAUACUUUUGUUACACAUCUACAAGAUCCUUUAGCUAAAAUAAUUUUUAUAUCUAAAAUGUUAAAAUUCAAUCUUUUGUGUAAUUUUGUGUUUGUCUUCAUUAUUUAUUUCAGCACUCUGCAGUCUUUGAAGUUGUACAGCAUUGUACUUAAGAGAUGAUUAUGAUAGAAUUCUUUCACUUGAUUGGAGGCUUGUAUCCACCACAGUUGAGCAAUGAAAAUACCAUAGUUUUAAUACUGCUAUCAUAAACAUUUUUUUUCCUUCAUAGAAGCACCACAAUGCAUACAGGAAUAUCUACAUUUUUUUCUUGGUAAAAUGCAUUUCAUACAAUAUAUAGUUUUAUGGUGUAUAUUUUAAUGAAUAUUUAAUUUUUGUAGCUGUCACCACAUUUGCCAUUAUGUUUUAUGUUUUUGGUUGAUUUUAAGUUUUGCCCAUGUUUCCCUACAAUGCAAUUAUUCGUCUUAUAUAGUCUCACUGUUGUGUAUGUAGUACAGUUCAGCUCAAUUUCAGGGUUUUUCUUGUCUCUAGUGAAAGUGUAGGUAGUCAUUACUUGUGUUAUUAUUUACAGCUAGUUGUGUUUCUGAUACUGAUAUGCAUGUACAAUGGUUGCAAUUCUGUCAACCACAAUUCAUCGCCAAGUCAAUGUGUUGCCAGCAAGAACAAUCAAGCGUGACAGCAUUGCAGCCUAACUUGAUGUGACAUACUUAGGUGUUCAUUAACAACGUUACUUACAGUACCGGUGCUUGUAUCGUACACCGUAGCCUUUACGCCAUGUCACCGCUUGUUUGUUCUUCUGUAGCAUGUGUAUCGCAAUAUUUAUAUCGUAAGAAUAUUGUUGUGUGAUGUUUAUAAGGUUGUACUUCAUGCAAAUCUCAACAGAUGUGACGUGUACAUUUGAGAGAAAGAGAAGCGAGAUGUUUCUCACGCGUAUACAUUAGUAUGUGUUUCACUUCAUCAUCAACCCAACCACUGAAUGUCAUAUCACAAGGUUUGUUGGAUAUGCAUCGGUAUGCUUUACACCACUGGACUCCACCCGCUUGGUCACAAACUUAUCUCGCGUGUAUUUUGUGCCAACAUCCGUGUUUCUGUUCCAGCCUCGGCAUCCUGCCACUUGUUUCUAGAAUCAGUAUUUCCUACAGUAUUAAGUAUUCCUCUCAGCCAUGUUAUCAUCUUCCAAACAGUAAUUGUAGUCUGCGUAGUUCUUCCCAAACUGAUUGCAAUAGAUACUUGUUCAAGUCAACAUUUAUUCCUCGCAAAUUAUUGAGUAUAGUUGUAGUGAAUGUUUUGUAUUAUGUUUACCAGCUUGAUACGUUUUUAUAUGCAUUUACGUGUAGCAGGUUUCAGAAUUUUUGUACAUAAUAUACAUACAUUUAUAUAUAUAUACAAUAUUUAUUUUCAUAGUAAAAAUCACCCCCAAAUAAGUAAAUGCUUUCUCAUAAGUAAUUUUGUAAAUACAUGACAGAUUAGUAUUCAUAACAUUGUAGAAUACUCACCAGGAAACAACAUUCCAGUCAGUGUACAGAAUAAAUAAUUUGUAGAUAGUUUUAUAGAAGAAAAAAGUGUUUUUACGUGUGUUGUGUACAUGUGUUGUUGCUAAAUAUUUGUGAUGUUUAUCACUAUGCAGUUCAUUCCCAAACAGAUGCGUUUAGUUAUUUCGUUAUCGUUGAUAAACAGUUAAUUUUGUUGCUGGCAACAGACUGUUUUACGGAGGUACCUGUUAGUGACAAGUCUUGGAAAGUGUACAUCAGGUGACCAUUACCACUUUGUAGCAGGGUAAAUGGUAUAGUAGUUAAAGUUAUUUGAUUCUAGUUGAUUUCAUUGUUCAUUAGUUAUUACAGCUUAGCUUCAAUAAAACAUUCCACAAGAAAGAAUUAUAUUUACCCAAUUUUUGAAGUGAAUCGUGACUAAACCACAAAUCUGAACCUUUCAAAGGAUUGGGGUCGACACGUUCAACCUCCUCUGCAGGUGUUAGUGGUUCUUUUUUUACUCCUCAGGUUUUGUUGCUGGUAUGUAUGAAUUAUCUCAUGUUCAUCCCUUAGUAUCUGCGAGUCAGAAUGUUUUAUUUAACAUGCAUCUUUUAGUUUUGUUAUUUGACUAAAGAA
Bacillus rossius redtenbacheri is the source of this 12493-nucleotide messenger RNA. RefSeq names its product protogenin B-like. Gene Ontology annotation, biological process: cell-cell adhesion. The transcript is spliced from 20 exons. Lineage: Eukaryota; Metazoa; Arthropoda; Insecta; Phasmatodea; Bacillidae. Gene Ontology annotation, molecular function: protein binding. The record is from RefSeq and is a predicted model, not a curated record. The coding region runs from base 76 to 3534 and encodes 1152 amino acids.